CCUCAGAUAUAGAUCUCAGACUCAGAAGAGAGGGCCUUUUGAGACCACCUCUUCCUGAAGUCUUGUGAAAAGCAGAGACUUACCUGAAGUCACAUGGAGGCCAGUACCAUCGAUGAGUCAGGACACUUACUAGCCAACUCCCCGACUUCAGAUGUAUUUUGUUCCAAAAUGGCAUCUUCCCUUUGUGGAGUACUCUUUGCUGUUGGCCUCUGUGCUCCAAUCUACUGUGUGUCCCCGGCCAAUGCCCCCAGCGGAUACCCCCACCCUUCCUCCACAGAGAGCACCCCUGCCUCACAGGUGUAUUCCCUCAACACCGACUUUGCCUUCCGCCUAUACCGCAGGCUGGUUUUGGAGACCCCAAGUCAGAACGUCUUCUUCUCCCCUGUGAGUGUCUCCACUUCCCUGGCCAUGCUCUCCCUUGGGGCCCACUCAGUCACCAAGACCCAGAUUCUCCAGGGCCUGGGCUUCAACCUCACACACACACCAGAGUCUGCCAUCCACCAGGGCUUCCAGCACCUGGUUCACUCACUGACUGUUCCCAGCAAAGACCUGGCCUUGAAGAUGGGAAGUGCCCUCUUCGUCAAGAAGGAGCUGCAGCUGCAGGCAAAUUUCUUGGGCAAUGUCAAGAGGCUGUAUGAAGCAGAAGUCUUUUCUACAGAUUUCUCCAACCCUUCCAUUGCCCAGGCGAGGAUCAACAGCCAUGUGAAAAAGAAGACCCAAGGGAAGGUUGUAGACAUAAUCCAAGGCCUUGACCUUCUGACAGCCAUGGUGCUGGUGAACCACAUUUUCUUUAAAGCCAAGUGGGAGAAGCCCUUUCACCCUGCAUAUACAAGAAAGAACUUCCCAUUCCUGGUGGGCAAGCAGGUCACUGUGCCUGUCCCUAUGAUGCACCAGAAGGAGCAGUUUGCUUUUUGGGUGGAUACAGAGCUGAACUGCUUUGUGCUGCAGAUGGACUACAAGGGAGAUGCCGUGGCCUUCUUUGUCCUCCCUAGCAAGGGCAAGAUGAGGCAACUGGAACAGGCCUUGUCAGCCAGAACACUGAGAAAGUGGAGCCACUCACUCCAGAAAAGGUGGAUAGAGGUGUUCAUCCCCAGAUUUUCCAUUUCUGCCUCCUACAAUCUGGAAACCAUCCUCCCGAAGAUGGGCAUCCAAAAUGCCUUUGACGAAAAUGCUGAUUUUUCUGGAAUUACAAAGAGAGACUCCCUGCAGGUUUCUAAAGCAACUCACAAGGCUGUGCUGGAUGUCAGUGAAGAGGGCACUGAGGCCACAGCAGCUACCGCCACCAAGUUCAUAGUCCGAUCGAAGGAGGGUCCCUCUUACUUCACUGUCUCCUUCAAUAGGACCUUCCUGAUGAUGAUUACAAAUAAAGCCACAGACAGUAUUCUCUUUCUAGGGAAAGUGGAAAAUCCCACUAAAUCCUAGGUGGGAAAUGGCCUGUUAACUGAUGGCACGUUGCUAAUGCACAAGAAAUAACAAACCACAUCCCUCUUUCUGUUCUGAGGGUGCACUUGACCCCAGUGGAGUUGGAUUCACUGGCGGGGACGCCACUUCCAAGGCUCAAUCACCAAACCAUCAACAGGGACCCCAGUCACAAGCCAACACCCAUUAACCCCAGUCAGUGCCCUUUUCCACAAAUUCUCCCAGGUAACUAGCUUCAUGGGAUGUUGCUGGGUUACCAUAUUUCCAUUCCUUGGGGCUCCCGGGAAUGGAAAUAUGCCAACCCAGGUUAGGCACCUCUAUUGCAGAAUUACAAUAACACAUUCAAUAAAACUAAAAUAUGAAUUCAUCUGUCAA
Pongo pygmaeus (Bornean orangutan) is the source of this 1794-nucleotide messenger RNA. RefSeq names its product serpin family A member 9 (gene SERPINA9). Gene Ontology annotation, molecular function: serine-type endopeptidase inhibitor activity. Bases 94 to 1422 code for a protein of 442 amino acids. The transcript is spliced from 5 exons. The record is from RefSeq and is a predicted model, not a curated record. Lineage: Eukaryota; Metazoa; Chordata; Mammalia; Primates; Hominidae.